CUGGGCCUCAACAGCGCGGAGUAGCGAACGCUCUCGGUGCUCUUUUCUCUUCUUGCAUUGCACGCCGUGAAGCAGAAGUUGCAUCUUGUGCGUACGUAUCGGUGCUCGUAUCGUGUUCGGUCUGUUCAGUGUUGCUCGUGCUCAAAUAGAAUAAACUUAAAAAAUGGCAACGGAAGUCGAAAAUAACGCGCCUGCCGCAGAUACCAAAGAACUCAAAGAGGAAAAAGAUACUCCCAAAUUGGAGGAGGCGAAAAAAGAGGAAGCUGGGGCGGGCGAUGCACCCAAAGAGAAAGAAAAGGAACCGGCUCCUCCUAAGGUCGUCGUGCACAAGGCCAAUUUCGAGAAGGAUGUUGUGUAUCUGUAUCAAUUUUCGCGUACGCCUCUACUACCGUCUAUGAGCCCUUAUUGCCUUAAGGUCGAAACAUGGUUACGAUUGGCUGGUAUCAAGUACGAGAAUGUGGACCAUAAGAUGAAGUUCAGGUCCAAGAAAGGACUUUUACCCUUUGUGGAAUUGAAUGGUGAAGAAAUCGCCGACAGUGCUCUCAUUAUCAAGGAACUUAGUCAGAAAUACAACCAAGACUUAGACGCGGGAUUAACUGCGGAUCAGCGCAACUUGGCUCAUGCCAUCAUCAGUAUGAUAGAGAAUCAUCUUGCUUGGGUCGUCAUGUGGUGGCGUUCCAAAUAUCCUGAUAGCGUACUGAAGGCAUAUAAAGUCAAUCUUCAACGCGCUCUUGGCUCCAGAGUACCAAAUGGGAUUCUGAACAUAUUUUUCAAAUUUUCCUACGCUAGAAAGUGGUUCCAGGGAACUAAAAAAGCUAAAGCUCAUGGCAUCGGAGUGCACACUCCCGAGGAAAUCAUCAAGUUCGGACAAGAAGAUCUGAAAGUCUUGUCAGAUAUGUUGGCUGACAAGCCCUUCUUCUUUGGCGAUGAACCCACCACUCUGGACGUAGUCGUAUUCGCACAUUUAGCUCAAAUCUACUUUGUCGACAAAGAGGUGGAGUGGGAAUUGCGCGACUACAUGACUGAAUCAUGUCCCAACCUUGUCGGGCACGUGAACAGGAUCAAGGAGCGCUGUUUUGCUGAUUGGGAUGAUAUUUGCAGUACUCUGGACUUGAACUCGCAUCUCCCAAAACCCGUCCCUGAGACAAAAGACGAUAAGGAAGCCGCGAAGGAUGAGAAGGAAAGCGACAAGGAAAAGGAACCAGAAGAUAAGGACAUUGAGAAAGAGAAGGAGGAAGCGCAAGAAAAAGAUAAGGCAGCGAAUAAGGAGUCAGAAGAAAAUAAAGAAAAGGAGGCUGCAAAAUAAACAGAUAGUCAUGUGUUUGGCCGUUAAAACGGCGAGUAAAUUUCAUUUAACACCCAUACUCUUCACUUCUCAUCAUCUCUAUAUUAUUAGUGUAUAAUUUUUUCCGUUUUAUAAUUGCCUGGUUCAUGUGCAACAUUUAGUUUGUAAGUGUAUGAAUCUAUUUUUUUAUAUUCAAGACAACUUGAUGCAAGCGAAUAUUUAAGCGAUUUUUUCUAUCCAACAAUUCAUUCAAUCAUUGUGUCAAUCUAAUUUUGACUCGUCUAAGUAAUUAAGUUUAGAGUGCCAUUCAUGUGCAACAGAUUCAGAUUAAUUGACGAUGAUAUUCACAUUUUCAAUUAAUCUGAAUCUGUAUAAUAAAUUUAAAAUCAUUCAUUGUAUGAACUACAUUUUUCUUUUUCCUUUUCUCUCUGGAAUUUAAUUUCAGCUUUUCAAAUAUUGAAUAUAAUGGACAAUUUUUAAUACAAAUUUUAUAUUAAUUGCUAGUUACGCAUUAUAACUAUUAUUGUUUGUAUAAAUAUUUUAGCUAGGUUUUUAAAUAUAAACAUGUAUGUCUGGCGACGGCUUCUUUGAACACGUGGAACCUUACAGUUUCAAGUAUGGCAGGUUCUUCUUGAUCUAAUAAGAAUCUUCAACACUUGCAUAGUAAUAUUUUUGAGAAAGCCAACCAAAUUAAGGUAGUAAUAUUCAUCGGUGGCAGGUAGCGAAGUUCGUUCAAGCUCAGAUGCAGCUUGAAAGUAAAUCGAAUUUUGUGGUAUGUAAUAGUUUAAGGAAAUAAAUGGAAAGAAUUUCCCGCAUUUUAAACCCCCCAGCCGUCACUGAUCAAUCCUUUAGUAAAGCGUGUGUUUUCAGGGGCUGACUUAUAAUAAAUUUAACCCUAUUCGCAAACGUUACAUUUUCAGUUUGAGGUAACUAACGAUACUUCAAGCGUUACUUUCUUAAACAAUUUCUAUGCGAGUUUACAUGUUAGUGCAGUCUUUUAAUAUAUGUACGAAAUAUUAAUGUAUCGUAGUAAGUAAUGAUAGGUAGUGCAUUUAUUCAUUGAUUAUAUCCAUUCCACGUUUUCUAACAUAGCAUUUCAUAAAAUCUACUUUGAGAGCGAUGUUGUGUGGGCAGUGUGUAAGUAAUAAAAAUGUUCUAAACUGCGAUGCCAUCCACUCGUUUAUAAUACAUUACGAUAAGACAAAGUCAUUUAGGGUAAACAAUUUUUGGUCUUUACUGCUGACUAACAUCACGUUGAUCAAUAAGUAACGAGCUGUAGAUUUGAUCUAGCCCUCAAGUUUUCUAAAUUAAGAUAGAAAGUAAUGAAAAAGACCAACUGAGCAAAAAUAAAUUAAAAAGCGCACACCAUUUUUCGAAAAAAAAUGACAAAAAAUUGAAUAUUUAGCACACUCCCACUGACUGACAACCAAAACAUAAGUAGUGUCUCAAAUUGACUCAAGCCUUUGUAAUCAAUGUAGUAUUUUGUAUUUUUUUAAGGCCACUUAAUUCUUAAACUACGCUGUGUGAAAUUGUUGGACCAUUUCAAAAUUAGUUGAAGCUUUGUACGUCUCAUAUGUAUUUAAUUUGGUUGGUCAUAAAGCAAAAAACGAUAAUAAACACUUUUAUCUGUCAUUUUGUAUCAGAAUGUUAGAUAACAGUGACGAAAUGGCAUUAGAAAAAUCGCUAGCUAUUAAGCUACAAGAUACUGAUGCCGAUUAAAGCGAACACGAUAUCUGGCAAAUCAAAUUAAACAACUGCAAAGUAAAUGAUGAAUAAUUCAAAUUACUAACAUUAAGUAUUUUUUACAAUUAGCCUUAGUUAAAAAUAGGUUCGACUUUCAAAACUGUGUUGUAUGCUGUACGCUAUAUUUUAAAUAAAUAAGUUCAUAUUUUAAGUUUUAAA
This is a messenger RNA of Dendroctonus ponderosae (mountain pine beetle), 3187 nucleotides long. It is a transcript of the gene fax, whose product is annotated as failed axon connections. The coding region runs from base 164 to 1306 and encodes 380 amino acids. The record is from RefSeq and is a predicted model, not a curated record. Gene Ontology annotation, cellular component: cytoplasm. Lineage: Eukaryota; Metazoa; Arthropoda; Insecta; Coleoptera; Curculionidae. The transcript is spliced from 7 exons.